Molecule: messenger RNA, 1062 nt
Organism: Pogoniulus pusillus (Red-fronted tinkerbird)
Lineage: Eukaryota; Metazoa; Chordata; Aves; Piciformes; Lybiidae
Gene: SMIM28
Product: small integral membrane protein 28
Exons: 2
Coding region: 1-510 (169 amino acids)
Source: RefSeq, a predicted model, not a curated record
AUGAGGAGGCUCCUCGGCAGCAGCUGGAAGAAAUUUGGGCACGCUGACAGGGGAAACUACGACUGGCUCAACAGUGACUCAGGUGGGCCACUUCUGGAAACAGAGCUUCAGAGCACACAACAGACAAGUUCAACCAAAGAUGACAUAGAACCAUUUCUGUGCAUCAUAUUGCCUGCCACCAUGAUGCUCUUCCUGGCAUUCCUGCUGCUCUUCCUGUACCGCCGCUGCCAGCACCCCACUCCUCAGGGGCAGAUCUUCAGCAUCGACCUCCCUGAGGCCCUGCCUGAGCAUGAUGUGUCCAAUUUCCUUUCUGUGUUGCCCUGGACCAGCGAACAGAGCUUCCAAUACUCCACUCUGGUACCUGAUGCCACAUUCCUCAGUGUGUGUCUGCCUCCAUCCUAUGAGGAGGCCACCAUGAAGACUUCCAAGAAUGAGGCUCACAUUGAGCUCUCUCCAGAUCCAGUGCCUCCUUACGAAGAGAGCACACUGCAGUCCAGCAGCACCAAAUAAACUUCCUAUGGAAGCACCCUAGCUGAAGCACACAGCCCCUCAAGGCACUAAUGCAGAACUGUGAUGGCCUUUAAAACAAACAAAAAUAUUCCAAAUGAGGCACCAAGCCAAUGAAGAAUCUUGGAGUAACAGGGAGUGAGUGUCUUCCUCUCAUCCUAGGAUUCUCUAACUUCCAUUGCUGACAAGGAAACACACAUAGCGUAGCACCAGACGAUCCCAGACUGGUAACAUGGAUAUUCCAGUUAAUAAAGCAUGUCAUGCAGGGAUCAGACUUAAGGGCAGGUGGGAAGAUGUCCUUCUUCAGUCCCUCAGCCACAAGGAAAUAUAAAUUCUGAUAGAGAUUCACAAGUCACCAAAAAAGGGCUUUUAUCUCAUACCUAUUUUGGUGUGGUUUUCCUCUCUUUUUAUGUGUUUAUUUGUAAUGGAAUCAUAGAAUCAACCAGGUUGGAAGAGACCUCCAAGAUCAUCCAGUCCAACCUAUCACACAGCCCUAGACACUCAACUAGACCAUGGCACUAAGUGCCUCAUCCAGGCUUUUCUUGAACACUUCAA